Messenger RNA from Scophthalmus maximus (turbot), 494 nucleotides. Its product is annotated as ATP synthase membrane subunit K, mitochondrial. The transcript is spliced from 4 exons. The record is from RefSeq and is a predicted model, not a curated record. NCBI's taxonomy places the organism in Eukaryota, Metazoa, Chordata, Actinopteri, Pleuronectiformes, Scophthalmidae. Bases 120 to 398 code for a protein of 92 amino acids.
GAAGAAGAAGAAGAAGAAGAAGACGCCACAUGAUUGGCCAUGACGUAGUUCCCAUCUGAGCCCAAUGUAAACGCCUGUAUUGUGUAAGUGUCCCGGCGUCCUUCCAUCAUCCAGCAAAAAUGCCGACGUCGCCCGUCAAAACGCGGAUCCCCCUCACCAGCUUCGGCCAUCUGAUCACAGAGGUGAAGAGACAGCUGUUUGGCAUCGAGGCCCCGGCUUCUGUGGAACUGACUGGUUGGAGGAAAUACUUUAAUAGCUACACUCUGCAGGGGCGUCGAAAUUGUGUCUUGGCUUCUUAUGGAGUCUUGGCUGUAACGGCAGCUGCCUACUUGAUACAUAGACAAAACAAAAAAAACCCUCCAGCUCCGCAGCCUGAGAGUUCAGAUCUUACACGGUGACGAUUAUAUUCACAGAAGGAAACGAUGGGACACUGCAUCUGAGAGUGAGAAAGUUGACAGCUUGUCUUUUGUUAAUAAAGGCUGUGCAAAUGCUCA